UUUAUGAAUCAAGUCCAUCUCGAGAUAGCUCAGCUGGCGAAUAAUUUGUCUCUUUGACAGCUGAAUGGAAUAUGUCUACACUUGCCGAGCGCGCUUAUGGUUUGUUUGGAACUCGCAUACAGACCACAUGUGCUUUCCCCUUGUGGUCAUGUAUUUUGUGCUCGUUGUCAUGUGUUGUGGUUCAAAAAGGCAUUGCCAGAUGAGCCACCAUUUGCUCCGUAUCUGACAGAAGAGCAAAGGACAGAGGAACAACAACGUCGGACAUUACGAUAUAAAAAGCUUUGUCCGCAUUAUCGUAUAAGAGUUCAAGCCAGACCAGCAGAAGUUUGGAUGAUCAAAGGUCUGGUGGACAAGCUCGAUGAAAGUAUACGAUCAGGUCAAGGCAAUGAUAAGGACACAGACAUUUCAAAUAGCACCUCUUCUACUGACGCAGAAGCAAAUGAAGCUCGAGGCGAAAACCUGAAAGCAGGCACGGCACUUUAGGACACAAUUUUUCUACACAAUGAUAAGCCAUAUCAGCAUCCAUCCAUUCGCUAGCAUCACCUAAAGUUCUAGACUUUCCUUGGACUACCUGAUGGAAUGAAGAUAUCACGUUCUUUCGGCUUCCCAGCAAUUGAUGCUUGACAGCCUUAAUAUGUUUGAUAUGUUGCAUCGCUGCUGCUUUAUGUUUGACC
Molecule: messenger RNA, 674 nt
Organism: Meira miltonrushii
Lineage: Eukaryota; Fungi; Basidiomycota; Exobasidiomycetes; Exobasidiales; Brachybasidiaceae
Exons: 1
Coding region: 97-483 (128 amino acids)
Source: RefSeq, a predicted model, not a curated record